AUGGCGAAUGCCCAAGCUCGCGGUGGCAGCAGCAGCAGCGGUGGCGGCGGCUUUGGCAGCAGCAGCAACGGCAACAGCGGGGGCGACAGCUGCGACAGCAGCAGCGGCAGCGGCACCGGCAGCGUUGACGGUGGCGGCCCGAAGGCGGCGCCCGGCCUCAAUCACAUCCACACGUGCGCGCUCCUCGCGCGCACGGCGCGCGUCACGCAGUACCACUCGCUACCGCCACAGCAGCUUGAGGGCUUCCACGCGUUCUUCUGCUCGGCCCUGGACCUGGCUUACGAGCGCCUGCCGGCCUGCGGGCCGAGGGAGGCGGCGACGAUGCUGUGGGCAGUCGCACGGCUCGGGCUGCACCCCGGGACGCCCUGGCUGGACGCGUACCUGGCGGCCGCGGCGGCCGCGGGGCAGCUGGCGCGCGCGGCGCCGCGGGACGCGGCCAACGUGCUGUGGGCGCUGGCGCGGUUCGGGCACGCGCCGCGGCAGGAGGCGCUGGGGCGGCUGCUCGAGGCGGCCGUGGGGGGCAGCGGCGAUGGCGGCGGCGGCGGCGGCGGCGCGCGGCAGCAGGACGGGCGGCGGCAGCGGCAAACGCAGCAGCGGGAAGGGGACGGGCGGCGGGACGGGCAGCGGCGGCCGGCGGCGGCGGCGGGCGGAGCGCGCCCCUGCGCGCAGGCGCUCGCCAACAGCGCGUGGGCGCUCGCGACGCUGGGGCUCGUGCCCCCGCGGGCGUGGCUCGACGCGUGGCUGUCUGCGGCGCUUGCGGUCGUUGACGACUUCACAGCACAAGGCCUGUCAAACUCUCUGUGGGCGCUCGCGCGUCUCGGCGCCGCGCCUGACCAGGAGUGGCUCGCGGCGGCGUGCGGCGCGGCGGCGCGGCGGCUCGGCGAGGGCGCCUUCAAGCCCGGGGAAGCUGCCAUGCUGCUGCACGCGCUCGGGCGGCUGCGGGCGGAGCCGCCCGCCGGCCUCCUGCUGGCGGUGCAGGCCGCGAUGCUUGAGCGCGACGGCGUGGCGCGGCUGCCGUUUGCGGACGCGGCCAAUGCGCUCUGGGGGCUGGCUGUGCUGGGCGAGCGCCCGGCACGCGCCUGGCAGCGCGCGUGCCUGCUGCGGCUGCAGUCCGCCGUGCGCGGCGCGGACGCACAGGCGCUGUCGACGUCGCUGUACGCGAUGGGGCGGCUCGGGCUGCGGCCGGCGCCCCAGUGGUGGGAGCCAGUCUGGGCCGCGCUGCCCGCGGUCCUCGGGGAGCAGCAAGCAGCCGCAGCGGAGGGUGCUGCCGGCGCCGGCGCCCGCGGCAGGGGCGGCGGCGGCAGCGGCGGCGGCGGCGCGGCAGUGUUGAGCAGCAAGUCGCUGGCGCUACACGCCAGCUCAGCGUGGAUGGCCGAGCUCGACGCGGCGGUCGCCGCAGCGCUCCCGAGGAUGCAGCCAAAGGAGGCGGCCAACGCGGCGCUCGCACUCGCGAAGCUGCCCCAUCCGCCGAGCGCGGCGCUGGCGGGUGGCGUGGCGGCGCUGCUGGAGGGGGGCGGGCGGCUGGGCAGGCUCGACGAGCUGCAGCUGCGGCAGGCGCUCGAGUUGUGGGACGCGCGCGCUGCAGCCGCGAACGGCCCCACGGCCUCAGAGGACGCGCUCGCCGCUAGCCCUUCGGACGGCGACGGGCGCCCCUUCUGCGGCGCCGGCGCGCGGGCUCUGAAUGGCGCCGCGGACAACGGCAGCAGCGGCCACAGCGGCGGCAGCGGCAAUAGCAGCGGCAGCUUACAGCCUGAGGAGCUGCAGCUGGCUUCCAGCUAG
This is a messenger RNA of Monoraphidium neglectum, 1779 nucleotides long. RefSeq lists its product as hypothetical. Gene Ontology annotation, molecular function: RNA binding. The record is from RefSeq and is a predicted model, not a curated record. The transcript has 2 exons. Gene Ontology annotation, cellular component: mitochondrial matrix; ribonucleoprotein granule. NCBI's taxonomy places the organism in Eukaryota, Viridiplantae, Chlorophyta, Chlorophyceae, Sphaeropleales, Selenastraceae. Gene Ontology annotation, biological process: regulation of mitochondrial mRNA stability; chloroplast rRNA processing; mitochondrial RNA processing. The coding region runs from base 1 to 1779 and encodes 592 amino acids.